Molecule: messenger RNA, 1155 nt
Organism: Aspergillus aculeatinus CBS 121060
Lineage: Eukaryota; Fungi; Ascomycota; Eurotiomycetes; Eurotiales; Aspergillaceae
Exons: 2
Coding region: 403-1038 (211 amino acids)
Source: RefSeq, a predicted model, not a curated record
AGAUGAUGAUGAAGGUGAUGAUACUGGAGUAGUACUCCGUACCCAUAGUGGUGAUGGUCAACAGUGACGCCGCUUCGUUUCAGCUGUGAAGAUCGUGGCGAAUUUAUGAUGGGUCAUAGAGAGGGCUGCUUUUACAAAUGUUCUGGUUGCUCGUGUUUCAUGCUCUAUAAAUCCCAGCCAAUUUCCUGGUCGCAAUUCGCGACAACCUGUUCUUCUCCAGCUCAUGUCUUUGCCAGAAUGGGUGGAUGAAAGACGACUCGCUCUUUUGUUCGCUUUGGCUCUCCUCCCCUCUCACACCUGUACAACGGUUAUAGGACCACCCAAGACACAGAAUGCCAGACGGACAGGAUACAGAUCACAUCUUGGGUUGCACCACGGAGGCAAUAACCCGUUUGUCGCUUCAUGGUGGGUAUGAACCGCCGACCACAUCCCUGGCGCGGAAAAUUCCUAUCCUACGGAGCUCGAGGCUUUCUUGCGGUUCAGGUUGAGUGUGGCAAGACCGGGAAACCCGAGAGGAGAGCGAUUGAUGUCGAACGAUUCGAGAAAACAUCUCUGGAGGUGGAUAAGUGGUACUUAUCUAGACUUCAAUCCCAAGGGGAGGUUCAGAUCAUCGCGCAAAGCUCGGUCACCUUGCAUGGAUCUCACUCUGCUGGGAUUCACACACUUACUCGCUCAUACAUACACGUAAGAAGGGGAAAGCCCACUUCUACCGAUCCCAACCGACGUGGAAGAGAGCAAUGGACACCCAAAGCGAGGACGAUCAAAGCUCACUCAGCAGAAUAUAAGUGUAAGGGCGAAAGUGGUGCUCUUAUUGUUUCGAUGUUGUUGUUGGGUGACAAUUCUUUCUUUUCUUUUUCCCUGUCUCGAAUUUUAUUUUCUGUCUCAGAAAAUCGAUUCUGUGCCAGCUCAUCCAUUGUAAUCUGCGUACCUUACUUAAGUUUGGCUGGGACGACGACGAGAAGGAGGAGGAAGAACAAGAAGGUGGUAGUUAGUGGUGGCUAUCUUAUGAGUACUGACUUAACAGCUAAAUCCAACUAGCCAUCAUCAAGUGUUGAUGUUCUUUGACCAGCCUUCUGCUUUUUUUUUUCUGCUUGCCCACUUUUUCCCCUCCCCUCUUUCUCUUCCUCUGUUAGCUUCGGAGUUAUUCCCGCCAAA